Molecule: messenger RNA, 798 nt
Organism: Lathyrus sativus (Indian pea)
Lineage: Eukaryota; Viridiplantae; Streptophyta; Magnoliopsida; Fabales; Fabaceae
Source: the annotation of a GenBank genome assembly
AUGCUUAGGGAUCCAAGAUUGCGGUUUUCACCAUUUAGGAAACCAUGGGACCUUGCCGAGAGGUGGGAGGAGGAACAAUCAAAACUUCUGAAAGACAUUAGUGUUCCAAACUUCAUGCAUCCAAAUGCAGAGAGGGCGGCGGCAGAAGCAGCAUUGCAAGGAAACUUUUACUUCGUAGAUCCCAAAUCAGGUCCUUGGAGACAAAAUCCAAUAGAGGAGACUAAUCUAUCAAGAGAAGAUGUAUUUUCUUAUAAGGAAAGCAACCACUUGAAGAAAUCUCUUGCAUAUUCAUUUCUAAGUAACCCUGCUGCAUGCGGUCCUGCGACAAUGAUUCAUUCCAGAAAAACUUCUUACAACAGCAACAUAGAUAAGUAUGAAUUGGGAUUUUUCAAUUCUCCAGGAAGCUUGAGUAUUUCCAAGGAAACUUCUUAUUCAGAUGAUUACCCAUUUAAUUGUUCAAAUGCAAAGAAUAAUUUGCCACGCUGGCUUAGAGAAGCAAUCAAUACUCCUCCAAUGUCCAGAGAGCCAAAUCCGUCUGCAGAUCAUUGCUUUGAUGCUAGUGGUAGUAAGUCAUGCUUUCUGCCUCAAAGUCAAUCGAGUGCUUUGAAGACAAAUGAUGUACACAUAUCAAAUGCUUCUCACUCGUCAACCUACUCAUGUAGAAAAUACGGGAUGCUGAAAAUGAACAAGUCUCUGGAACAUCAUGCAAGAAAACAAGAUGACUUGAUUGUUAUUGAUAGCGACACAUCUUCUGAAGAGACUGUAUCUGACGAUCACCGUGCCAGCAUGAAGAUUUGA